UUCAAUCCUUCCACAGCAAUGACGAAAAGCGCUGUGAAUGCGUUUGUCGAUCUCGACAAGACCAACUCGCGCGACUUGGGCGAAUAUACCGUCAGCUCGUUCUUGCACAGCUCUUCCAACAGCGACCCCAAGGUCAAACGCCUGAUCAAGAAUCUGAUGGUGUGGCUCAACUCCAUCACCGCCUCUCAAAAAGUCAUCGUGCGUGAUCUUGCACAAGAUCUGUAUGACGGCAUUAUUUUGAUCAACUUCCUCCAAACGGUCACGGGAAAGGAAAUCAAGUACAACCUCCUCGCGCAAUCCGAUAAGAGCAAGCGUGAAAAUCUGACCUUCUUGUUCAAGUUCCUGAAGCAAGAGUUCAACAUGGAGCCGUCCGAAGAGCGCUGGACUUUUGAAGGCAUCUUCCGCAAGGAUAUUGCUGCCAUCCUCAUGUUGUGCGUCGAGCUCGGCUACCGUCUGGAGUGCCCGAACGAAAUUCCAUCCAACGUUCGCGUUGCUGUCGUGAACCGAGUGAGCAACAACGGCGUCAUCACGAACAAGACUGUGGCCUAUGACAUUACCGACAAUCGCCAGCAUCUGGGCGCACUUGGCGCCGAAGGCGCAGCCAAGGUGCUCGCAGAUGAGAAGGAUGUUGCCAUUUCUACUCGCGAUGUCAUUGAUGAUUUGUUCGAGGCCAACGACCCCGAACGAUUGCAACUCAUCCAAGAGAAACUCGUUCAGUUUGUCAACAACCACCUGCGAAAGAUUAGCGUGCAGGUCACAGAUCUGGCGCUUCAGUUCCACGACGGAGUCUACCUGAUUCUGCUUCUCGGAUCGCUGGGCGACUUUUAUGUGCCCAUGAACAUGUAUCACUUGACACCCAUCAACGACGACAUGAAGGUUCACAACGCUGAAGUGUGCCUCCAGCUCCUCGAAAAGAUGGGUCUGUCUCGCAACGGCAUUUACGCGCGCGAAAUUGUCACGCGCAACCUCAAGACGAUCGUGCGAUUCUUGUACCUGCUCUACACGGCGUACAGGCCAACCGACGCCUAAAUCGCCUGGUUUGCUCAGACUCUUGCGUCCCUUUUCGUGUUGUGUAGCUUCUUAAAAAUGGUGUCCGGCUCCAAUAUAUACGAUUGCCUGGUCUGCUCUUGUAUGUCGAUUGACAACGAGCAAAAACACAAAC
Molecule: messenger RNA, 1162 nt
Organism: Capsaspora owczarzaki ATCC 30864
Lineage: Eukaryota; Filasterea; Ministeriida; Capsasporidae
Exons: 10
Coding region: 19-1029 (336 amino acids)
Biological process (GO): cell projection assembly; substrate adhesion-dependent cell spreading; establishment or maintenance of cell polarity
Cellular component (GO): cytoplasm; focal adhesion; actin cytoskeleton
Molecular function (GO): actin binding
Source: RefSeq, a predicted model, not a curated record